Corticium candelabrum is the source of this 625-nucleotide messenger RNA. Its product is annotated as transmembrane protein 18-like. The record is from RefSeq and is a predicted model, not a curated record. The coding region runs from base 58 to 477 and encodes 139 amino acids. NCBI's taxonomy places the organism in Eukaryota, Metazoa, Porifera, Homoscleromorpha, Homosclerophorida, Plakinidae. The transcript is spliced from 5 exons.
AUAGAACCUAAUAAAAGCCCGGAUGCAAUAAAAGCCCGGAUUCCCUGAUAGAAGGUCAUGUUACAAGGGAUUUUGCUGCUUUUGCAGAAUGUCGACUGGAGCGAGCCGUGGAUUAUCGGUCUUCUAGUUUUUCAUAGUUUGUCGACUGGCGCUGUUUUCUUGCUUUAUAAAACGCAGGCAUUCAACAUACAAGUAGCCUUGUUUGGAGUUCUAAUGGUAUUGGCUUGCUUGACGGAAACUGUAAAUGAGUAUGGUGCAACACACUGGAAGCUGUUUGCCAGACAUCAGUAUUUUGACACUAACGGUUUCUUCAUAACAUGGAUGUAUGCAGCACCAAUAGUCGUCAACUGUUUACUGAUUAUUAUAAUGUGUUCAAUGGGGAAAUGGACAAACAGGAGUGGUAGACAGAUGAGAUUGGUGGAAUGCAGAUAUAAGGACGGAUGGUAUUUGCAGACAGAGAGAGGCAAACAAGGCUGAUUCAACAGAUACAGAGAGAUGGCUGGCCAGACAGACAGACUGACGGACAAACAGACAGACAAUAGAGUUGCUUACUAGUUGUGUUGUAUGUAGAUUUCAAUGUUGAAAAUGUAUGUAUUGGGUAUUGGAGAAACAGACAGACUGACUG